Auxenochlorella protothecoides is the source of this 1527-nucleotide messenger RNA. RefSeq names its product Chaperone protein DnaJ. Bases 1 to 1527 code for a protein of 508 amino acids. The record is from RefSeq and is a predicted model, not a curated record. NCBI's taxonomy places the organism in Eukaryota, Viridiplantae, Chlorophyta, Trebouxiophyceae, Chlorellales, Chlorellaceae. The transcript is spliced from 9 exons.
AUGGGCGGGCGUUUGCAGGCUGCCCGCAUGGGCUUCUGGCAGCCGUCGGCGUCACUCAUGGAGGUGCCUCGCGACGAAGUCCAGCACCCCAUCAGCCACAGGACCGAGCUCCUGAGGUGGCAGCGGCAGAGCUGGCUUGCGCCCUGGAACGUCCUGGCAGAGGGCACCUGGAGGCUGCGCUCUGCCUACCUGCCCUUUUGGUCGUUCAGAGGCUCAGCCACUGUGCACUGGACGGCAAAUGUAACCAGCGGGGGGGGUUUCACCUCCUGCCAGCACUGGAGUGGGAGCAGCCCCGUGAGCUUUGGGCCCUGGGAACCCAGCUCCCUGAUCUACGCCAGCUAUCGGUACCGCCGGGAUUACGUCGCCGCCCUGCCGCACCUCGGCUGGGAGCGGCAGCUGCGACGAGAACCCUGGGCGGCCGCCUGCGAACCAGGCCGACUGCCCGGCCUCAGCCCCGAGGCGGACCCCCCGGACAUGAAGCAGGCCAUCGCCUGGGAGCUCGCCGUCCAGGCCAUGACAGAGGACCAGUCCAGGAGGGGCAGGGAGGAGCUGUCUGCCAGGCUGGAGCCCGGGUCCAGCGUCGCCCACAUCCACGCCCGCCUCUCCUUCCGCGAGCGCAGCGCGCAGCUCGUCUUCCUCCCCGUGCACGCCAUCGCCUACGCCUGGGGCGAGACCUUCAACGUGCACAGCGAGCGGGUACCAGACACCUACAUGGCGCUGGUGUCGGGAGGUGGAGGCCCGGUGCACGUGGCAGGGCAGCGGCACUACAGCCGGGUGCGGUGCUGCGGCCUGGCUGCGGCGGCGACGGCGCUGGGCGGGUCCCUGGCCUCCUGGGCGUCCGGUGUCAUGUCGAGACUGGGGCCCGCCCAGGCAGAGCGCAUGGCGGAGGACCAGAGGAUGAGGGAGGAGGAAGGGGACCUGGACCGGGCGCUGGGGUAUGGGAUCGGGCCCAUGGCCGCAGGAUCCGAUGAACAGGAGGCGCUGCUCACAGCCACUGAGUGGAGGCGGUGGGAGAGCUACGACCGGCGGCGCUGGGAGGAGCACAAGCGGCGGGCGUGGGCAGAGGACCUGUGGCUGGCACAGGCCAGGAGGCGGCGCGAGCGACGCGAACUGGCCUCCAGGAUGGCCGCGGCGGAUGCGCGCGCCGCGGCGGACGAGGAAAGGGAGAGGCGGCGGAGCAUGAAGUAUGGGCCCAGCAGCCGCCACAACCGCAUGCAUAGUCAGCGUCCGCAUUUCAGUGGCGGACACAGGGCGGGGGGACGCUCUGAUUUCCUGGGUUACUAUGCGGCACUGGACCUUCAGCUGUCCGGCGGGCCCGUGACGACCGACGAGAUCCGCCGCGCUUUCCGAAGGGCGGCCCUGAGGUCGCACCCGGACCAUCAGGCCCACCAGCAGCAGCAGCAGGGUCGGACACUCAGCAAUAAGGAGGCCCGGGAGAGGUUCCACAGGGUCCGAGCAGCGUAUGAGGUGCUGAGAGACCCCCAGAAGCGAGCACAGUACGAUGCAGGGCAGCGCCCAGACGAGUAG